Molecule: messenger RNA, 246 nt
Organism: Rotaria sp. Silwood2
Lineage: Eukaryota; Metazoa; Rotifera; Eurotatoria; Philodinida; Philodinidae
Source: the annotation of a GenBank genome assembly
AUGUCUAUAGUCGUGGUCAAAUUUCUCGUAUCAAGUUUACUUCUUUUUGGAUAUACAUGUCAAUUAUGUCUAACAACAGUCUGUACACCAUCGAUAUAUUUCAAUUGGUUUCUCGUUGUUACUGAUUGUCGUUAUACCUACACAUAUAUACUUUCGAGUUAUACAUUUGCCGGCGGUGUUCUCGUAUCAUUAUCUUGGACAGUCAUAUCACUUCUUCAUUUAGUUGCCCAUCGAUUCAGAUCUUAA